Dalotia coriaria is the source of this 4107-nucleotide messenger RNA. Its product is annotated as DNA fragmentation factor subunit alpha-like. Gene Ontology annotation, biological process: apoptotic process; regulation of apoptotic process. The coding region runs from base 1 to 624 and encodes 207 amino acids. The record is from RefSeq and is a predicted model, not a curated record. Lineage: Eukaryota; Metazoa; Arthropoda; Insecta; Coleoptera; Staphylinidae. The transcript has 2 exons.
AUGGACGACGAGGGCAACGACCAGACGACGGCGACGGCGGCGCAACAAGGGGGCGGCAAUCCCUUCAAAAUCACCGACUCGUCGCGCGAGACGCGGAAAGGUGUGGUUGCCACCACGCUCGAGGAGCUCACCGCCAAGGUGUUGGAGAAGCUGGACAUUGAAGGCGAUGUUACUGUUGUCCUUGAAGCAGACGGCACAGAAAUCGACGACGACGAAUACUUCGCCACUCUGGAACCGCACACAAGUCUCAUGGUGCUGCGCAGCGAAGAAAAAUGGUCGCCACCAGUGCCGCCAUGUCGAUUAUCCUUCGAUGAACUGGACGAUGGUAAAGGUGGGCCUGAACUAGCCGGUCUAGUCGAUAAGAUAAAACACAAUCUCUGCCAUGUGUCACUACUCGGCGGGCCGGAACUUGAACUCCUCAGCGAUAUGGACCCGGACUCUUUCGCUGACCUCCACUUCCCCGACAAGGUCUUCCUCGAGCAGCUCAAGGAAGCAUCCGGGCGUUAUCUCAUCGAGAAACGCCAAGCGAAAGAGGCGAUGGACUUGCUGAAAAUAUUCCAGAAUCAGAAGGAGACGAUUGAGAAUCAAAACAACGAGAACUACUCGCUGCACAAGACUGAUUAAAGCGUAAGAAAGGAAUUGACGGAUAAAAAUGAUAAGAACAAGUAGGAGACAGGUUACGUUUUCAAUUAAAUCAACACGUUAUGAUAGAUUUUGACUUAAGACUUGAUCCGAUUGCUCAAUAAGUUGACUAAAACACAAUUAUGCGUGUGUGUUUGGUUGCCGUGGUCUUAUGAUAUAUUCGCUUAUUUAAGAUUGAAUCAGUAACGAGUUAUGAUGUUUAAAAGUUACGAACGAAACACCAAAACGUUUUAUCGAUGAUAAUAAUAGCGUUAAUCGUAGGCGAUUUUUAAAUGCGUGGUCAGAGUCAAAGCAAAAACACUCCACAAUACCUCCAAACCCUGCCCUUAAAUAUCUAAUUAAUAUUAAUAGCGUUAAUCACAACGGCUGGAAGGCGGUAGAUGAUGAGGGUUGGCGAAUUGUGUGGAAUACGGCCAUCGAUUUUGAAUUUUUAUCGAAUUGGAUCUUUUGAAUUAUUGAGUCUUUUAUUGUACAUGUAUAUCUUUAUAUAAAUAUUAUAUCUAUUGUAAAGGACAACCACCACAAACACUAGCACUGAUAUGAUUAUUGUUAGCGCUUCAGAGUCGUACGAAAUGCCGAAUUAGAUAGGAUGCGAAUAGGAAACGAGACAUAACCUAGAAAAGCGGAGUUUACAUAUGUAUUUGACGAGGAAUGUGCAGUCAUUGAUUGGUUUAUUGUGUUAUAAGCAUGAUAUAACCUCAUUUUUCAUCUGUUUUGUCAUGUUUUGUGUUAUUUAUUCAUCUGGGAGAGGAUUAAGUGAUUUAUGCAUUUAUUAUGUGUGAUUUGUUCAUUGUUUUAUGUUUAGGAACACGAAAUGUGGUAGAUUUUAACUGAAGGAGGUGAAAAAUAUGAAUUUUGAGGUUAUUACACGUUUAAAUCACAGUAUUAUUUGGAAAAUAAGUAGUUUUAAGGCUGGAAAUCAUAAAUUUAGUUUAAAAUUGCUUUGAAAUACGUUUUUCUUUGUUUUAGGUCAUAUUUUGCAUGUUUUUCAUGUUUAAAUUAUGUAGAAGGGUAAAAUGUUAAUUUUGAGGUUAAUCAACGUUAAAAGCACAGUUUUAUUUAAAAACCAAGUACUUUUAAGUUUUAAAGUCUUAAAUUUUACUUAAAACUGACUAAAAACAUGUUUUUCAUAGUUUUAAGUUGUUUUUUCAUGUAAAACAAGGAAAAGAAGUGAAUUUUGAGGUUAUAACAUCAAAAUCAUUACUAAAACGAAUAGCAAACCAAACAUAACCUCGAAAAACAGCUUCUGAACAUGUAUUUGACGAGAAUUGUGCCAAUAUUGAUUGAUUUAGUGUAUUGUAAGCAUGGUAUAACCUCAUUUUUCGUCUGUUUUGUCAUGUUUUUCGUUAUUUAUUCAUCUGGGAGGGGAUUAAGAGAUUUAUGCAUGUAUUAUGUAUGAUUUGUUCGGUGUUUUAUGUUUGGUAACACGAAACGUGGUAGAUUUCAACUGAACGUGGUGAAAAAUGUGAAUUUUGAGGUUAUUAGACGUUUAAAUCACAGUAUUACUGUGGAAAUAAGUAGUUUUAAGGCUGGAAAUCUUAAAUUUUAGUUAACAGUGACUAAAAACAUGUUUUUUGUUUGUUUUAAGUUGAAUUUUGCAUGUUUAUCAUGUUUAUAAGGGUGAAAUGUGAAUUUUGAGGUUAACCAACGUUAAAAUCACAGUUUUAUUUAAAAAUCAAGUACUUUUAAGGCUAGAAAUCAUAAAUUUUACUUAAAACUUACUAAAAACAUGUUUUUCAUAGUUUUAAGUUGUUUUUUCAUGUAAAACAUGCAAAAGGAGUGAAAUUUGAGGUUAUAACAUCAAAAUCAAUCACAAAACGAAUACUAAACCAAACAUAACCUAGAAAAACAGCUUUUAAACAUAUAUUUGAAGACAAAUGUACAUUUAUUGAUUGAUUUAGUGUAUUGUAAGCAUGGUAUAACCUCAUUUUUCGUCUGUUUUGUCAUGUUUUUCGUUAUUUAUUCAUCUGGGAGGGGAUUAAGAGAUUUAUGCAUGUAUUAUGUAUGAUUUGUUCGGUGUUUUAUGUUUGGUAACACGAAACGUGGUAGAUUUUAACUGAACGUGGUGAAAAAUGUGAAUUUUGAGGUUAUUAGACGUUUAAAUCACAGUAUUACUGUGGAAAUAAGUAGUUUUAAGGCUGGAAAUCUUAAAUUUAGUUUAAAAUUGCUUUGAAACACGUUUUUGUUUGUUUUAAGUUGAAUUUUGCAUGUUUAUCAUGUUUAUAAGGGUGAAAUGUGAAUUUUGAGGUUAACCAACGUUAAAAUCACAGUUUUAUUUAAAAAUCAAGUACUUUUAAGCUUAAAACUCUUAAAUUUUUACUUAAAAGUGGCUAAAAACAUGUUUUUCAUAGUCCUAAGUUGUUUUUUCAUGUAAAACAAGCAAAAGAAUUGAAUUUUGAGGUUAUAACAUCAAAAUCAAUCCCAAAAUUAAUACUAAACCAAACAUAACCUAGAAAAACAGCUUCUAAACAUGUAUUUGACGAGAAUGGAGCAUUUAUUGAUUGAUUUAGUGUAUUGUAAGCUCAUAACCUCAUUUUUCAUCUCUUGUGUCACAAUCCACGUUAUUUAUUCAUCCGAAAGAGGAUUAAGUCGUCCCUGCACGUAUUAUCUAUGAUUUGUUCGCUGUUUUAUGUUUGGCGUAGUUUACAGCUGAAAAUGAACUGCCACUCACAAAAACAUUUCGAGGUAGACACGUAAAAGAAAACAGCACGAACCCGCACGUCAAAGGUCACCACGUAAAAAGAAAAUUGAAAGAAAAGGUUCAAGGUGAUUGAAACACACGAAUUUCACUCCCUGGAUUUUCUAAUUAAAAAGCACUGCAUGUAAACAAGCACCGUCCAUCUUGUUCUAAAUAUACACACCAACCAAUUGAAUAAUUGCAUUUCGUGUUUUAAGAUGAGUAAAACGCGAGCGUAUAACAAGCGAGACUUGUUUUGGGUGUGUCUGACACUUUGAUAAAAGUUUAAUCAGUGCCCGCAUGCACAAUUCGUUGAAAUAUUCAUUCGUGGCUGCACAUUCCUCUCAAAACGCUUCUAGUUGAACGUCAUACGUAAUAUGAAACGAUAUCAUUUCGAUUGCGCUGUAUGGAAUUUCUUACUGCAUAAACAAUUAUAUUCUAUAUAUAAAUAUAUAUCGUAAUAUCACCCAGAAUGUCAUCCCUGCAUUGAGUAGUUACACACAUAAACACGAUACCAUUACACGUGUGCAUGCCUAUAGCUGUGAUAAACAUUGAAUAAAUAACACAUUACACGUUGAUUAACUAAUCUCGAUCGUCAUUGAAUUGAUUAUUGUAAUAAGUAUCUUUAGGUCAAUAUAGUGGGAUGGGAAGAGGAAGCAUUGCGAUGAAUGUAACUGAAAGUGGAUUUUGUAUCAAUGUAUAAAGAAAACAUAAACAAAACGAAUUGUAAAGAUGAGUAGUGAUGGUGUAUAUACAGAUGACACAAUAAAAUAAUAUUGUAAUUGUAA